Bombyx mandarina (wild silkworm) is the source of this 1232-nucleotide messenger RNA. RefSeq lists its product as uncharacterized. Gene Ontology annotation, molecular function: nucleic acid binding. The record is from RefSeq and is a predicted model, not a curated record. Gene Ontology annotation, biological process: DNA integration. Lineage: Eukaryota; Metazoa; Arthropoda; Insecta; Lepidoptera; Bombycidae.
GACUACGCUGGACCGCAGGAAAUUUUAAUUAGUCGUUACCGUGGUGCGCGCAAGGUCCGCUGCUACUAUGCGCUCUUCACAUGCAUGGUUACAAGAAGCGUGCAUGUUGAAAUUGCGACAGAUUUAUCGACCGAUUCCUUUCUUCGCGCUUUUCGUCGUUUUAUAUCACGUCGAGGCAAAAUUAAUUCGCUAUUUUCCGAUAACGGAACGAAUUUCAUAGGCGCCAAAGCCAAGCUCGAUGAAUUGAGCGAGUUUCUCAGGUCUAAAGCCUUCUGUAAAGCCUUUGAGCAGGAAACUCUCUAUCAAGGCGUCAAUUGGUCGCUGAACGUACCUACAGCUAGUCACAUGGGGGGUAGCUGGGAGAGUAUGAUUCGAGUUUUCAAAAUGCAUCUACGCCGCACUAUCGGAGACGUUCUUCUCACCUAUGAGGAGUUGCUCACCGUCGUUACCCAGGUCGAAAUGAUUUUAAAUAGUCAUCCGUUAAUUGCACAAUUAAAUUCUCAUCCUGGAGAACCGGAACCUUUAACGCCUUCGCAUUUUUUAACUCUCGGACCGCUAGACUCCUUUCAUUCUGAUCCGCGUUUAGAUUCGGUAGAUUUAGUUCGCAAUAAACGACUUGUCGAUGAUAUUGUUCAGAGAUUCUGGAAUCGCUGGAGGCGUGAGUACCUAAACACGCUUCAAACGCGCGCUAAAUGGAACACCAAAUCUAAUCCGGUGACUAAAGGUACUGUUGUCCUUCUUAAAACAGAAAACUCACCGCCUUUACGAUGGCCAAUGGGCAUAAUUGAAAAAGUAAUGCCUGCCUCGGACGGGGUCGUUAGAGUAGUCAGAGUGCGCACACAAAACGGCACCUAUCUUCGACCUGUAGUAAAACUUUGUGUUUUACCUUCCCAAUAACCUAUUUUCUCAUUUUUAUUUUUAAUUUAUUUUUAUCUCAUUCUUUUUACUUAAUACUUCACAUCCUGCACUCAUUAAGUACCAUUUACACUUAUUAUUUGUACUUAUUAUGUACCACCGCACUACCCUGAUUCCAUCCGCUCUCUAGUUCACCCAUAAUCGCUACAUUUAUGUACUUCUCUCUCAUUGUUCAGGAGCUACAUCUCCUAAAGGCCGGGGGGAUGGUUCUUUUUUAAUGAGAGUAGACAUAAAACCUCUCGCAUGGCCACUUAUAAAAAAGAAACAUAAGAAGCAAACGUCAAAAAUAAAAAAGAAGACUAUCGCCGACCGCACCG